This is a messenger RNA of Varanus komodoensis (Komodo dragon), 6102 nucleotides long. RefSeq names its product testis expressed 264, ER-phagy receptor (gene TEX264). The coding region runs from base 200 to 1174 and encodes 324 amino acids. The record is from RefSeq and is a predicted model, not a curated record. Gene Ontology annotation, biological process: protein-DNA covalent cross-linking repair; reticulophagy. The transcript has 6 exons. Gene Ontology annotation, cellular component: endoplasmic reticulum membrane; replication fork; autophagosome membrane. Lineage: Eukaryota; Metazoa; Chordata; Lepidosauria; Squamata; Varanidae.
GCCUUGCAACGGCCGAGCCAGGCGUGCCCGCGACCGAGCCGGGAGCAGCCCCUGGAGUGCCGAGCCGGCUCCGCUCCCUUCCCAGCAGCCGUGGGGAAAAAUUCUGGCUCAAACUUCCUUGGGAAAUACAAUGAUCUAUUGCUAGGAACUAUUCUGCUGAUUUUUCAGUUCAUACCUGCAGUUUGAACCAUCAAGUGUCAUGGCGGACUGGUUGCUGAUUGGACUGUUUGCAGCACUGGUUGUGCUUCUCCUGCUGACAGUCUUUGGAUUUGCUGUCUAUUCGGGACUCUUCUCAGAAGUGGUUGUGAGUGCUGGUUUGCCCCCAUUUGGCAACAUCACUGUGGCAUACAAAUUCCAAGUGGGGCCUUAUGGCGAUAAUGGAAGACUGUUUAUGGAGAGCUGCAGCAUCUCUCCAAAGCUGUGCUCUAUCGCUAUCUAUUAUGACAGCCCUCAUACGGUGGAUCCAGAGAAAUGCCGCUAUGCUGUGGGUAGUAUCCUCAGUGAAGGAGAAGAGAAACCAUCUGAGGAAGUGGUGCGCAUGUUCUUGAAGUAUGGUUUCAAAAUUUUCAACUUUCCAGCCUCAAGUCAUGUUGUUAUGGCAACCUUCCCCUAUACAACUCCGCUGUCCAUCCAUUUGGCAGUGAACCGUGUUCACACAUGCCUUGAUGCAUAUAUCAAAGAGCGCAAACUGUGUGCACAUCCCAGACUGGAGAUCUACAAAGGCAGCCAAAUCUAUUUUAUAUGCCCCCUUGCUCGUCAAGGGGAUUUCUACGUGCCUGAAAUGAAAGAAUUGGAGAAGAAAAGCAGAGUAGCAGCAGCAGAUGCUGAAGAUGCUCAAACAGAUAUCACAGGGGCCGACACCUUGAGUGAGACCAGCUCUGUCAGCCUGGAGGGCACAACCGACAGCAGAGAUACUUCAGUGGCUACCUCCAUUUUGUCCCCCUUCAUGUCUGGCCACAGCCGAGAUGAAGCAGACAAUCGCAGCGAGCACAGCUACAGCGAGUCAGGGGCCAGUGGCUCCUCCUUCGAGGAACUGGAUUUGGAAGGCAAUGGUGAUGGAGAUGGCAUGGUGGGUUUGCCAUCUGACCUCAGUCCUGCUGGGGACCAUGACAUUGCCAAGGCCAAGGGGGUCAAGGAGCCUAUUGCCCUGGAGAAAGAAAGGGGUGAAGAAUAAAGCCAUCUCUAUACUCUUGUUUCUUAGGGAUUGAAAAGAGAAACUGAUCAUAUCUCUUGCUUCCUUUCUGUCCAGCCAAAAGAUUUUGGUCACUGAUUCAUGUUGAGACCUGUCCUACUCUUUGUCUGCAGACAAGUAUUUGAGGUGUGAUAAAGGAGGAGAAAAUUACAUACAGGGGAAUUGUAGCUGAUUGCCAUGCUCCUCUAAUCAGAUGAAGGAUACGUGCUGCUACAGGAAGAUGAGAAUGGGAAGGGCAGAAGUGGUGAUGGGGAGCUCAUGAUAACACUGUGCAUCCCCAUGUGUGUGAAUAUGAGCUGUGGGGUGAGUGACUAUGCAGGUAGCACUUUAUGUGGGCUAAUAGUUGCCUUUAUGUAUAGAUUGUCCCCUUACCUUUCUCUCUCACUCUUCCUCCCUCCACCCCCCCAUCAUUUGUUUCUCUGCAACUUGCACAGAUUGGCACCACAUCCCAACACCAAAGAGCAGUAGUUAUAUUUAGAACUGGAAAAUGUAGUUCAAACCUUUACUCCCUAAGAAGACUUGUGCAUUUUCCUAAUCUGUACUACCAUUAACAGCUCUCCUUUGAAGAGUGAAGGUUUAUGAGCCGGGUUGCUGUGAUCCCAAGCACUCUACUUUCUUUCUCAUUCUUUCCCACAUACCCAUGCAGCCUAGUUUCACUGUCUCUCUUUUAGACUGCACAAUGAUAGAAUAAACCAGGUUCUUCGUAGUCACAGUUGUUGCACCCGUUAACAUCUGUUGGUGUGCCCAGGGAACCAACCUUGAGAAGUCCCUUGCCUCACUUUGCCUCAGAUACAAAAGGUAGCCCAUCUGAAAGAUUCAACUGUUGCUGCUGAAAUUAAUGAAUAUCCUCUCCCUGCUGUCCCAUCAAAGAAGCUGUAGAGAAUGUAUAAUUACCACAGCAGUACAGGUCAGUGGUACAACAGAGUCAAUGCAUCCAUGUCUUUCCCAUGCUGGUCCUCAGAGGUUGUGAUGUGAUGGUAGUUCAGUUCAGGAAUGAAGAUUCCUGUGUUGAGUACUGUAAUGUAGCAGAAGGUUUGCUGUGGUAACCAUAGUGGAUUUGACAUAAUGUUGUGUGCCAGAACUUCCUGGAUGUUAUGACUUGGAGAAGCUGCAUAUUCUGCCCUUCUGCAAGAUAAGAAUUUAUUUGCUUCCAGUACAAAUAAUUUAUUUGCUUCCAGUAGAAGGAUAUGUGAAGAUGGUCCUCUCUUUGCAUUAACAAUAUUUCUGGAUGGUGGGUAGUUGUGGCACUACGCCAGUUUCCUCCCUGCUAUAUAUAAAAAAGUUCUUGCACUAGGGUAUCAUUUGACAAGAACCAUGUCAAUCAAUCUGCAUCCUCUGAGCUCCAUAACUAUGGUCUGAGGAAAAAGUAACCAGGUCAGCAGGAGGGAGAAAAUAUUGAUAUGUGUGUUUCAGGGUGGGGGGGUGGUGAAAUAUAUAAAAGUUCUGAUCCUCCCCACCACAUUCUUGCUCCUCUUGCUGACAUCCUCUCUGUAGAGGUCUUGGAUCAAUGGCUCACUCUGUUUCUUAAUGGACUUGAAUCCAUACGGUGAGCAAACGAGUUCAAUGAUUAGCCACCUUCAGACCUCAAUUGACUCAGCCUAGAAGGAAAUCAAUGAGAUGCAGUGUUAGAACUUACUCAUUGAGCUGUGUAGCCAUAAGGCUACUUAGCUCCCCCUCCCUCUGUAAGCAGUCACCACUGAUUCCUUACUUUCUUCUUUUUAUUAUUAUUUUUGUGGUCUGCAAUGUUUCUGUUUCUUAAUGCUUUCUGUCCAUGAUUUAAAAUCAAUACUCAUGUUUCCCCAGUCCUGAUUUACCAUGGCAUCCAUAUCAGUGCUUGCAGUGUCCUUGAAAUUAGUAUGAUUGAUGGAAGCAGACCCAUGCUAAAAAUGGGAAAUUGGAUAUGUUCCAUGCCCCUUAAGGCUGAAGUUGGUGUAAGUUCCCCACGUAGAAUGCUCACUGUUGGGUGGGUGUUCUCAUCUGCCUGGGCAUUACUUCAUCCAUUGCACUACACAUCUGGUGUUUUGUAGUGAAGUACAUGGAACAUCAUUGCAAGAACCCCAUUUUAGCAAUGCUUUCCUGUGCCUAUUGCUAAGUAAGGCUUCUGAACUGUUUGCAUUAAGUGCCUGUUCACAGUGUGUCUCUGCACAUGUAUAUCUAUGUGCAAAUGGGCGUACAUGGCUGUCUCUUUCCUUAGACAUGUGUCUUUGUUUGUACUUCUGUAUCUGUCUAUGUUCAUUAAGGGCAUAGAGCUACAUGCACUUCUGGGUACAGACUCAGGGCCAAGCUAGAUAUGACACCAUUCACACAAUUGUUAAUUGUGUGAAUGAUGUUAUGUCUAGUUUAAACCUCAUACUGUAUGCAUGUCUGUCUGUAUUCAUACCUCUCAAGCACUCUCUUUCUGAGUCAUGGGGUGCUAUUAGGAUAAAGGUAAAGGAAGGAACAGUAGGAGGCAUGCAGAUAAUACUGUAUUAUGCCCUUCUCCAGAUUUCAGUUGACACACAACAAAAAUACUCUUCUCCCUUUGUUGUGCUGGGUGGUGGUGGUAGUUCUUUGAAGAAAAGGGAGAGCAAGUAAUAUUUUCCCAUCUUACAGUAACUGCUGCAUACUUGUGGAUUCUGUUAUAAUGAAGGCAAGGAUAUCAGUAUCAAAAGCUUCUUUCUUAUAUAUGAUGAUUUAUUUGUAUAGUGUUUUGACUAACCUCUCAGUGUAUAUAGGUGGGCACUGUACAUCUUCAUGUGUUGCCAUGUAUGACCAUGCAUCCAUAUAUGAGUAUAUGAUUGUAUCCUGCAUCAUUUUCUAUACGUAUGAAGCAUGUGUGCGGAAAGUGGGUAAAUCAGCCAUUCUGCUUGCUCCAUUACACAUGUAGCCCCUUCUACAUAUGCACAAGUUAAUUGGCUGCUUAAUUCUUAAUGGUGUUUAUAGAGAUACUUCACAAGACAAACAUAUACUAUAGCUCUUCAUCUGAUUAUAUCACAUCAUGGAGAAUUACUCCUGCAUCAAAACACAUGGGAAAUGAAUGUGGCAGGCAGCAAAAUAUUCCCAGAUAUUGAAAGCUUGUAGCAGGAAGGGAGAAGACUAAGCUAGAUGCUUUAACCUAGUCUGUUACCUUACAUGCAAGCAUUCAUCAUGCAGUGAGAUUUUAACAAGAAAAAAAGUUUCCAAACAUGGAAUCUCUCAUGUAUAUUCUUAUGUAUGCUAUUUGUGUGGAAAAAUUGGAUUACAUGACUACCAGAAAUUUGCAGUGGCUCAGGUAUGAACCUUUGAUUGGAUGGCGUUUUCUUCUUCGAGAGUAAAUCUCUCCUUACCCAUCUUUGAAUACAAGCCAGAUGGACCCAAAAGAAAAAAAAUCAUUUUUAUUCUGCCUAAGAGGAAGCUUGAAGAAUGUUUUGCCUUGUGCUGGAAGUUGGGAAGCAAAGCUGCUUUGGAAAAUUUAGAGAAAUUGUGCUGCAUGUAAAAUUUGUGAAUAAGCUGCUACGCUGGAACUGUUCACACUGUGUGUUUGGGAUGAGCAACUGAUAGAUCACUAAGGCUCCCAGCGGUUGGGGAAGCGGCCCUUGCUAGUACAAUGGUAGCAACCCAUUCUGGGGUAUUCCUGUGCAUUUAAUGGUACUGCCAUUUUUAAUGGUUGGUUUAUGACAGGUAGAGGGUGCAAUAAUGACAUCUUUCUAUCAAUUAUGGCUUUAAUAUCCCAAUUAGACACUUAAAUUACUGAAUUGAACCCAUUGACAACCCUGCCAUGACCAGGACAAAGGACCAGAGAAGCCACUCAAACAAAUGUUUCCAGCUAUACUCUGUCUUUGCCAAAAUCUUCCAUAAAAGGUUUGCUUUGUAUAAAGAAUUUUCUGAGUUAGAUACAUAUAGCUUUUGCAGGAAUGAGCACCAGGCCUAGCAUCUCUUUCCUUUCAAAAAAAAACCCCUUCUGUCCAUCAAAAGAAUGUAGAUCUUAAAUGCAGAAUGUAGUGGCAGCCUAUUAGUUAUCAUUGUUGUGAAUCUCCAUUGUUUUGCAGACAAGUAACUGUAGAGAUGAGCCCAGAAUCCUAAAAGUAUAUGGUGUUGUAUGCCACCCUCACUUGUGCUGAUCAAUAGAGGUUUUUCACUGUGUGUGUGUGUGUGCGCGCGUGUGAAAGAGAGAGAGAGAGAGAGAGCCUUUUCCCACUAAUAUCUCAGACUGCUUCAGGCAUUUUUCAUAUGGCCACCUCUUUCCAGGGGCAUAACUCAAGCCUGCCCUUACUAGACAGUUGUCUGGGUAAUCUGUUGUUGGAUACUCUGCUUCUGCGGCCAGUCUGGCAUUCGUAUCUCUCCCUCUCUAUCUCUCUCUUGGCAUUUGCUGUGAUUGUGAGGGACUGGGCGGUGGGACAAUUACUAUCCAUCUGUGGUGAGAACACAUGAUGUGGUGAGGACACAUCAGCGCAUCGCAAGAACAACAAAUGUUUCAUCUCUUUCAUUCUAAUUGCAAUGGAAUCAGUUUGCCACAGCAGAAAUUACAAACAAUAGCUUUGUAACCUACAACUGGAAUAUAAUACUAUGCUUCACAAUUAACAUACACAAACAGAGGUAGGUAGCUAUUCUAACUUCAGUGCUGCCUCCUUGGGACAUUUUGUCAUGUAGCUUUCUUAACAUCUUCCUUUCUUGAACCUAAAUAUCCAUUGGUCUCAGCAUCUCACUUUUAUUAGUAUCAUAUACUGUGCAUUAAUAAGAUGAUCAAUGGAUUUUGAAAGAUCUCUGGUGUCUAAUCAGAAGUUCUUAACAAUUAUAAAAGUUCAUUUUUCAUCAUAGUGAGGUUGCAGUGUUUCUGAAAGUCCAGAAAUCUGUCCAACAGAAUGUUUAGACAGCACAAAAUGCAGUCCAUGGAUUUUUCUUGAUAGUGUCCUUGAAGCCAAAAAGUUAUAGUAAUGAAAAUUUUGAUUCCU